AUGUCGUUCUCAAACCUGGUCUCCGACAUUGCCUUUCGCGAUGCCCGCGCCGACGAUGGCAGCUCGCAAAUCUCUCACGCCCGAUCACACACUGCUCGCUCGUACGCAAGUACCACGGCCACCAGUGUCAGCAUCUCUGGUGAAGUUUCCAGCCAGCUACACUCCGGAUACAGUCAUCCUCUGAGCAGAGCAUGGCAGGCUGAGAGGCAAUUGACCAAGGACAUGCUUAUCUAUCCCUUGUUCAUCACCGACAACCCCGACGAGGAAACGCCUAUCCCCUCCUUGCCUAAUCAGUCCCGCCGUGGAAUCAACCGAUUGAUUCCUUUCCUGGCCCCACUCGUCCGCAAGGGUUUGCGCUCGGUCAUGUUGUUCGGUGUCCCACUGCACCCCUCUGCUAAAGAUGCCUUGGGGACUGCCGCCGAUGACCCAGAUGGUCCCGUGAUCCAAGCUAUCCGCCUCCUCCGCUCUCGCUUCCCUCAACUUUACAUUACCACCGAUGUGUGUCUCUGCGAGUACACUUCCCACGGCCACUGUGGAAUUCUCCGUGAAGAUGGAACCCUCGAUAAUGCGCAAUCCGUUGAUCGGAUUUCCGAUGUUGCUAUUGCUUACGCCGCCGCAGGAGCCCACUGCGUGGCUCCUUCAGAUAUGAACGAUGGACGUAUCCGCGCCAUUAAGCUGAAGUUGAUUGAAGCCGGUCUGGCCCACCGCGUGCUCUUGAUGUCUUAUAGUGCCAAAUUUAGUGGCUGUUUAUAUGGUCCAUUCCGGGAUGCGGCUGGUUCCUGUCCCUCAUUCGGUGAUCGCCGGUGUUAUCAACUCCCUCCCGGCGGCCGUGGUCUCGCCCGCCGUGCCAUCCAAAGAGACAUGGCUGAGGGCGCUGAUAUCAUCAUGGUCAAGCCUGCAAGCAGCUACCUCGAUAUUAUCCGAGAUGCUAAGGACUUGGCGCCAGAUCUCCCGGUCGCGGCGUACCAGGUCAGUGGUGAAUUUGCAAUGAUCCAUGCUGCUGCCAAGGCAGGUGUCUUUAACAUCAAGGAUAUGGCUUUCGAAAGCACCGAAGGUAUCUUAAGAGCCGGUGCUGGUAUUGUGAUCAGCUACUUCGUUCCAGAGUUCCUCGACUGGCUUUGA
Messenger RNA from Penicillium olsonii, 1122 nucleotides. The record is from the annotation of a GenBank genome assembly. NCBI's taxonomy places the organism in Eukaryota, Fungi, Ascomycota, Eurotiomycetes, Eurotiales, Aspergillaceae.